Messenger RNA from Adineta ricciae, 1752 nucleotides. The record is from the annotation of a GenBank genome assembly. NCBI's taxonomy places the organism in Eukaryota, Metazoa, Rotifera, Eurotatoria, Adinetida, Adinetidae.
AUGCACGCUGAUCAACCACGACGACGUAUGGCUCAAAACUAUCUCUUAGUUUGGGUGGAUUUCAACUUCGAUGAAAAGGACAAAGAUUGUCAAAACACUUUGAUGCACUUACGGCGUGUCGUUAAUGAUAUCAACAUAUGUACUCAACCAGAUGCGUGCGUUCAAUUUCUCAAUAGCAUUGGCGACGAAAAGGCGUUCGUCAUCACGUCUGGAUCACUAGGUCAACACUUGGUUGCCGACAUUCAUGACAUUCCACAAGCAAAUGCCAUCUACAUCUUCUGUGGUAACAAAUCCAGACAUGAAACCUGGACAAAGAAAUGGUCUAAAAUCCAGGGUGUUCACACAAAUAUCAAUGAAAUAUGUGAAGCGCUGGCAGUGGGUGUGAAACAAUACGACCAGGACUCCAUUCCUAUGAGCUUUGUCACGGUAAGAGGAGAUGCUUCCAAUACAAAUCUCGAUGAACUGGAGCCAAGUUUUAUGUACACACAAAUAUUGAAGAACAUUCUCAUCGAAAUGAAACAUGACAAACAAGCCAUCAAAGAUUUAGCAAAUUAUUGUCGUCCACUUUACUGUGGAAAUAUUGACGGAGAAGAAACUAUCAAAGAAUUUGAACUUACAUACCAGCCAGACCAGGCUAUUUGGUGGUAUACGCGUGAGUGUUUUACCUAUCAAAUGCUCAAUCGAGCACUUCGCACUUUGGAUGCCGAAGUCAUCAUUAACAUGGGCUUUUUUAUUCAUGACUUAUGCAAACAAAUACAACAACUUCAUCAUCAACAGGUCAGUAGUUACAAAGGAAAACCUUUUAUAGUCUACCGUGGGCAAAGACUAUCGAAAGCAGAUUUUGAAAAGUUUUCCAAAACUACAGGCGGUCUACUGUCGUUCAAUAAUUUUCUGUCCACUAGUCAGAAACGAGAGAAAUCUCUUGAAUUUAUUCCUCUCGGUCUGGAUGAUCCUGACAAGAUGAGUAUCCUGUUCGUGAUCACAGUUGAUCCGAAUAUUUUCACAACUCCAUUUGCAUCGGUUGGAGAUUUGGGAUAUUUCAAAGACGAAGCAGAAAUUCUUUUCUCCAUGCAUAGUGUGUUCCGAAUUGGCACUGUUAAACAAAGGGCUGACAAAAACAAUCUUUACUGUGAGGUGCAACUUCAGUUGACUGCUGAUGACGACCCACAGCUUCGUGUGCUCACUAAACGUAUGGAAAGUGAGGUUCAAGGUGGUACAGGAUGGGAACGGUUGGGUAGGAUACUGUUCAAAAUACGACAAUUGGAUAAAGCUGAAGAACUGUACACAAUGUUACUGGAACAAACGUGUGACAAGAGUGACAGAGCACACUAUUAUCACCAACUUGGUAAUCUAAAACAUAAUCAAGUCGAUUAUAAGAUGGCUAUAGAAUACUAUGAAAAAGCACUUGAAAUUCGAGAAAAAUCUCUUCCUUCAAAUCAUCCCAAGUUGGCUACUUCGUACAGCAGCAUCGGUUUGGUAUACAGGAGCAUGGGAGAGUAUUCGAGCGCACUUUCAUUCCUCGAAAAAGCACUUGAAAUCUACCAAAAAACUCUUCCUUCAAAUCACCCCGAUUUGGCUACUUUGUACCACAGCAUCGGUUCGGUGUAUAGAAGCGUGGGAGAGUACUCGAAAGCACUCACUUAUUUUGAACGUGCUCUGAACAUUCGACAACAUGCAUUACCUGCAAACCACCCUCAUAUAAAAACUGUAAAAGAAAACAUUGAAAGUUGUAGACAAAUAAUGAAAAAAUAA